This is a messenger RNA of Salvia splendens (bonfire salvia), 979 nucleotides long. RefSeq lists its product as uncharacterized. The transcript has a single exon. Lineage: Eukaryota; Viridiplantae; Streptophyta; Magnoliopsida; Lamiales; Lamiaceae. Bases 101 to 838 code for a protein of 245 amino acids. The record is from RefSeq and is a predicted model, not a curated record.
UACUCCAAUUUCCAAAUUCUUGCGCUCUAUAAAUCUACACCGCCAAACACAAACACACUCCCACCAUUUUUGUGCUGUGUAUUUUCUCCGAAUUGAUAAAAUGCAGGUGACCCCAUCACUACCGCUCUCCCCCAGCUUCAGUAGCUAUUGCAAAGUCGCCGAAAUCGCAGCUCGAACAGUCGAUGAAUUUUCCGACGAGAGGAAAAAUUGCGAAGAAAAUGAGGAAGAAUUUGAGUUCGCGAUGACGGAAAGGAAUUCAAAAUUACAGUCGCAGACUUCCGCCGGCGAAAUUUUCCACAACGGUGAGAUCCGUCCGGUUUACUCUGUCUUCAAUCGAGAUUUUUCACUCGGACGCGUCACAAUUCAGAAUGAAAUCGGAAUUAAAAAUAGCGUCCGCGAUUCGGUUUCUCCGAAGAUCCGGCUUCCGCUGAGGAAGCUGUUUCUAGAGGAAAGGGAAACGACGAUUGCGAUGUCGUCGAGCUCGUCGGAGGAGGCGGACGAGCUCGACGGCGUAGCGGCGGUGACCUACUGCGUUUGGCCGCCGAAGGCGGAGGAAGAAGGGCGGUGCAAUAAGAGCAGCUCGGCCGGGUGCAAUUCGAAGAGAUGGAAACUGAAAGAUUUUCUGCAUAGGAGCCACAGCCAUGGAAGUGAGAAGGAUUUCGUCGAUUUGCAGGAAUUUGAAAACAAAUCUGCAGUCACUGGCGGGAAGUUGGAAGUGGUGGCGCCGCCGUAUAAUUUGAGCCGCGGAGAGGAGAGAUCGUACUUGGGUCAGGGACAUCAAUUGGCGGGGCUCUUCGGUGAUGUAAAUGCGUUAAGAAGAAAUUUGAAGUCAUUUUAAGAUUUCUGAAUUUAAAAUGUAUUUUUGUUACAGUAUUUAUUUAUUUUUGGAUUUUGGCUUGUAUUUGGUACUCCAUUUUGUUUCACCGCAAGAACUUGUGUUUUUGCUUCUUUUUAAUGUAAUUAAAGUAUAUUAUAUGAU